GUUACCGCCGGCUCCGUCGCCGAGGAAGCCGCCGCAGCCGGGCCGGGAGUGGAGGCGGCGCGGCAUGAAGCGGCGCAGGCCCGCUCCGUAGCACGCGUCGGGACGCUCCGGGCGGGGCCGGGGGGGAAGGGUUGGAUGGUGAGAAAAGGAAAGACUCCUGUGAGAAGAGAGCAAGAUGAGCAGAGGGAUCUAUGCUUGGAGUUGAGUCACUUGAAAAAGAUCUCUUUGAAUGUGGAAGAGGUCUGAGCAGAUGAAAAUACAAUCAGGAAAAUGCAACAUGGCAGCAGCAAUGGAAACAGAACAGCUGGGUGUUGAGAUAUUUGAAACUGCAGAGUGUGAGGAGAAUAUUGAAUCACAGGAUCGGCCUAAACUGGAGCCAUUUUAUGUUGAGCGAUAUUCCUGGAGUCAGCUUAAAAAGCUCCUUGCUGAUACCAGAAAAUAUCAUGGCUACAUGAUGGCUAAGGCCCCACAUGAUUUUAUGUUUGUGAAGAGGAAUGAUCCAGAUGGGCCUCAUUCAGACAGGAUCUAUUACCUUGCUAUGUCUGGUGAGAACAGAGAAAAUACACUGUUUUAUUCUGAAAUUCCCAAAACCAUCAACAGAGCAGCAGUCUUAAUGCUCUCUUGGAAGCCUCUUUUGGAUCUUUUUCAGGCAACACUGGACUAUGGAAUGUAUUCUCGAGAAGAGGAACUAUUAAGAGAAAGAAAACGCAUUGGAACUGUUGGAAUUGCUUCCUAUGAUUAUCACCAAGGAAGUGGAACAUUUCUGUUUCAAGCUGGUAGUGGAAUUUAUCACGUAAAAGAUGGAGGGCCACAAGGGUUUACUCAACAACCCUUACGGCCAAAUUUAGUAGAAACUAGCUGUCCCAACAUUCGCAUGGAUCCCAAAUUAUGCCCAGCUGAUCCAGACUGGAUUGCUUUUAUACAUAGCAAUGAUAUUUGGAUAUCCAACAUUGUAACCAGAGAAGAAAGGAGGCUCACCUAUGUGCAUAAUGAACUAGCCAACAUGGAAGAAGAUCCCAGAUCAGCUGGAGUUGCUACCUUUGUUCUUCAAGAAGAAUUUGAUAGAUAUUCUGGCUACUGGUGGUGUCCAGAAGCUGAAACAACUCCCAAUGGCAGCAAAAUUCUGAGAAUUCUAUAUGAAGAAAAUGAUGAAUCUGAGGUGGAAAUUAUUCAUGUUACAUCCCCUAUGUUGGAAACAAGGAGGGCAGAUUCAUUCCGUUAUCCUAAAACAGGCACAGCAAAUCCAAAAGUCACUUUUAAGAUGUCAGAAAUAAUGAUUGAUGCUGAAGGAAGGAUUAUCGAUGUCAUAGAUAAGGAACUAAUUCAGCCUUUUGAGAUUCUGUUUGAAGGAGUUGAAUAUAUUGCCAGAGCUGGAUGGACUCCAGAGGGAAAAUAUGCUUGGUCCAUUCUACUAGAUCGCUCCCAAACUCGCCUACAGAUAGUGUUGAUCUCACCUGAAUUAUUUAUCCCAGUAGAAGAUGAUGCCAUGGAAAGACAGAGACUUAUCGAGUCGGUGCCUGACUCUGUGACGCCACUAAUUAUCUAUGAAGAAACAACAGACAUCUGGAUAAAUAUCCAUGACAUCUUUCAUGUUUUUCCCCAAAGUCAUGAAGAUGAAAUUGAAUUUAUUUUUGCCUCUGAAUGCAAAACAGGUUUCCGUCAUUUAUACAAAAUCACAUCCAUUUUAAAGGAGAGCAAAUAUAAACGAUCCAGUGGUGGGCUGCCUGCCCCAAGUGAUUUCAAGUGUCCUGUCAAAGAGGAAAUAGCCAUUACCAGUGGUGAAUGGGAAGUUCUUGGCCGGCAUGGAUCUAAUAUCCAGGUUGAUGAAGUCAGGAAGCUGGUAUAUUUUGAAGGCACCAAGGACUCUCCUUUAGAACAUCACCUAUAUGUGGUCAGUUAUGUAAAUCCUGGAGAGGUGACAAGGCUGACUGACCGUGGCUAUUCCCACUCUUGCUGCAUCAGCCAGCAUUGUGACUUCUUUAUAAGUAAGUAUAGUAACCAGAAGAAUCCACACUGUGUGUCCCUUUACAAGCUCUCAAGCCCUGAAGAUGACCCAACUUGCAAAACAAAGGAAUUUUGGGCCACCAUUUUGGAUUCAGCAGGUCCUCUUCCUGACUACACCCCUCCAGAGAUUUUCUCUUUUGAAAGUACUACUGGAUUUACGUUGUAUGGGAUGCUGUACAAACCUCAUGAUCUACAACCUGGAAAGAAAUACCCUACUGUGCUAUUCAUAUAUGGUGGUCCUCAGGUGCAGUUGGUGAAUAAUCGGUUUAAAGGAGUCAAGUAUUUCCGCUUGAAUACCCUAGCCUCUCUGGGUUAUGUGGUUGUAGUGAUAGACAACAGGGGAUCCUGUCACCGAGGGCUUAAGUUUGAAGGCGCCUUUAAAUACAAAAUGGGUCAAAUAGAGAUUGACGAUCAGGUGGAAGGACUCCAGUAUCUAGCUUCUCAAUAUGAUUUCAUUGACUUAGAUCGUGUGGGCAUCCAUGGCUGGUCCUAUGGAGGAUACCUCUCCCUGAUGGCAUUAAUGCAGAGGUCAGAUAUCUUCAGGGUUGCCAUUGCUGGGGCCCCAGUUACUCUGUGGAUCUUCUAUGAUACAGGCUACACAGAACGUUAUAUGGGCCACCCUGACCAGAAUGAACAGGGCUAUUACUUAGGAUCUGUGGCCAUGCAAGCAGAAAAGUUUCCCUCUGAUAUCUACAGAACU
Molecule: messenger RNA, 2704 nt
Organism: Nyctereutes procyonoides (raccoon dog)
Lineage: Eukaryota; Metazoa; Chordata; Mammalia; Carnivora; Canidae
Product: dipeptidyl peptidase 8-like
Exons: 1
Biological process (GO): proteolysis
Molecular function (GO): serine-type peptidase activity; dipeptidyl-peptidase activity
Source: RefSeq, a predicted model, not a curated record